This is a messenger RNA of Acanthamoeba castellanii str. Neff, 453 nucleotides long. RefSeq lists its product as uncharacterized. Bases 1 to 453 code for a protein of 150 amino acids. NCBI's taxonomy places the organism in Eukaryota, Discosea, Longamoebia, Acanthamoebidae. The record is from RefSeq and is a predicted model, not a curated record. The transcript has 4 exons.
AUGCCGGAAGACCGCGGCAGAGCGGACACCAGCCCCACGCAGCGGAAAGGCCUCCGCCAUCGCAAGUCGGGUGAGCUGGUGCCCAAGGACUCUCCCUCGCUCGAGGCCGACCCCUUGGGGAACAUGCCUAUGGGGGCCAACAAGCGGGCCUCGAUGACUUUCCGCACUCAGAACUCGCGAAAGAGCACGUGGCGCUUCUCGCUUCCGGAGCAGCUGCACAAUCGGGUGGGCGAGGACAAGCGCGUGUUCCCCGCGCACUCGCUCAACUCAACGACCAACAACGGCGAUCCCAACGACCUCUUCACCCUGCGUCGGAAACUGGGCGACAGCCCGCACGCCGUGGUGCAUAAGGCCACGGUCAAGGAGACCGGCUUCGAGAUUGCGUCGAAGAUCCUGCUGAUGCACGGGCAAGGCGAAGCGGCAACUACCUCAGUGUACUGUGCUCAUGCCUGA